AUGAACCUUAGUUUCCCUUUUGAGAUCGAGAGCGGAGACUCGAAGUUAGGUGCGUUCGCACAGCCAGAUUUUGGAUUCGGAAACUGUCCGCACGGUUGGUUGAAGAACAGUUCGUCAUGUUACCUUUUUGUGACACACGUCGAUAACGACUGGACGGAAUCACAGUACUUCUGUAGCAUGUUGGGUGCAAAACUCGUUGAGAUUGAGACGGACGAAGAGAACAAUUAUCUACAAAGUCAAGCACGAACAGCACACCAGCACGUAAAGUCCGGGUUUUGGAUUGGAGGGACGGAUGCUGUUAUUGAGGGGGAAUGGAUAUGGAUGAAGUCACAAGCUCCAUUCUCAUUCACUGAUUGGGCGCGUAACUUCCCCGACGAUUACGAAAGUAAUGAAGACUGCGCACACAUGUGGCCCGAAGUGGACUUCUCGUGGAAUGAUUCACAUUGUGACGAGAGAAUGAAUUUCAUCUGUGAAAAAGAAUUGGAAGAAACGCUUGUCAUUGGAUAAAAAAGAG
This is a messenger RNA of Saccostrea echinata, 514 nucleotides long. RefSeq names its product perlucin-like protein. Gene Ontology annotation, molecular function: signaling receptor activity. The coding region runs from base 1 to 507 and encodes 168 amino acids. Lineage: Eukaryota; Metazoa; Mollusca; Bivalvia; Ostreida; Ostreidae. The transcript is spliced from 5 exons. The record is from RefSeq and is a predicted model, not a curated record.